AUGACGAAACGAAGCAAAUCAAAACGGCAGGCAAGCAGUUCCCCUGAAGAAGCGACUUUGCAGAAUACAUCCACCAGAUCUGCUAAGCUCAAGCAACAACGCACCAUGAAUGUGCCAAACAAUAUUGUCCAAAUGGACGAUGGAUCUAAUGUUGGAUCUCUAACAUCAUCUGAUACAGGCACAGGUAGCUCCAUCUUGUCUCUAGCAGAUCUUCGUAAACUCAUCCAACAAGAUAUCACAAAUGCGACUCAUCAAACCAUGCAACGCAUCGACGGUGUGGCAAGCCGUAUUGAUGGAGCUAUCAGCAAGCUACAAUCUGAUGUUGAAGAGAUGAAGGACUCUCAGCAGUUCAUUUCGAAUGAAUUUGAAUCCGUUAAACACACACUCUCUGAGCACGAUAACGAAAUACGUUCUACGUCAGAGCAAAUCAAAUGCCUAAAGGAAGACAAUUCUACCCUGCGUAACCACCUGGAAGAGUUGAACUACGAGGUUAAUGUUCUCAAACAGAAAAGUCUGGAGAGUAACUUUCUCAUAUCGAACCUGAUCAAAACAAAUGAUGAAAAUUUAUGUAUGUUGGUUGAAAGUAUCGCAAGACUGUUGGAUAUUCCGUUUAAUGCUGCAAACAUCCUUGGGGUUUCGCGGCUGUCUUCAAAGAACCAGAAAGAUAUUCAACCUGUAUUGGUACGGUGUACUACCGUUUAUGUGAAGGAGCAAUUUAUGAAUGCCAUCAAAGGACGUCCAAUCACGUGUGAAGAGAUAGGUCUCGGAGUCAAACAGCAAAUUUUCAUCAAUCAUCAUCUUACAUCAAUCAACCAGCGUAUAUUGGGUGCAACACGGAAGUUCAAGAAGGAUUACAACUACCGCUUUGUUUGGUUUGCAAAUGGCUCAGUAUUUCUGAGGAAAGAUGAGAAUUCCAAAAUAAUCCGAGUAAACGAUGUUCAUGAUCUGCCUAAUACAUAA
Messenger RNA from Armigeres subalbatus, 960 nucleotides. RefSeq lists its product as uncharacterized. Lineage: Eukaryota; Metazoa; Arthropoda; Insecta; Diptera; Culicidae. The transcript has a single exon. Bases 1 to 960 code for a protein of 319 amino acids. The record is from RefSeq and is a predicted model, not a curated record.